AUGGAAGUUGUGUUCUUGUUGACAAUGGUCCUUUUGAUACCCACCCAUUCUCAAACUACGCAAUUCCAGGAUAACCCAGUUAAUGAUCCGAGUAGAAGAACAAGUUCUCGUGGUCGGCUUUCGAGACCGCUAAUCGGACGUGAUGGGAAGGUUUAUGCUUGCUCUGACAAAGAUUUACUUGCAUUUGAAUCCAACGGGUCCAUUGCUUGGACCAUGCAUUUGAACUAUACCUGCAAGUCCGAUAUGGCUCCGGUCCACGGUGGUAGAGGAAAGGUACGUGCGUUUCUUGAAAAUGUCUGCUCCGGCAUCUGUAGGAAGCAGCUGCUUGAAUAUGACGUCUGGAGUGUGGUUCAAGUUUUGAAAGCACUUUUUGAAAAAAGCUGUUUAUUUGUGAAACUGCUUCGGCAGAUAUAUCUGGUUGCAGGUAACAAGGUGAUUAAAAUCAAUUUGUUGAACAAUGGAACUUCUGAACCGUCUGCACAAGUUUUGCUAAGUACUGAGCCAACGAAAGACGAACAAGGUGGGGUUGUUGGGAUUGCAGUUAGCACAUUGAGUUCAUCUAUCUUUGUAACUGUCCAAAAUCGGGGACUCUUUGCGUACAUGACACGGGGGCAGUUGGUCUGGAGUGCAGGACCUGUCAUCGAACUAUUUGGUUAUCGCCAAGGUUGUAGGAAGAACAAUGCAGAUUGUUAUUUCAACUCCGUCCCUGUGAUUGAUGAAUGCGAGGCUAGUAUAUAUAUCUCGAAUACUGAAGGUGAGAUCUACUCGCUAUCAAUUCGUAGUCCUCACUUCAAAUGGAUCCAGGAUUUAAGUUCUUACGAUAAAGUUUUCACUAUAACCGCUGGAAACAACGGUAGAUUGUAUGUUACUGUACCAGUCAAGGCUCUAUUGUUGGCGCUAGAUGUUUCUUCAGGAAAUGUGUUGUGGGAGGGAAUUAUUGGUCCAUUAAGUAACUCAGAUUACACGCCGAUUGUUGAUUCUAAUGGUUGGAUAUCUAUUGGUUCCUUAGAUGGGUUCCUAUACUCAUUUUCACCAACCGGGAUUCUCAAGAAAUUCUCAAUAACAACCGCAGUGGACUCAGUGAUCCAAGUCAGUCCUGUACUCGACUGCACUGGUUAUGCAAUUUAUAUCUCUCAGACAAAGAUGGAAGGGAAGAUCAGCCAUGCCGUAGGUGAAUAUACUUAUGUGUCAGCAAUGAAACCGAAAAGUGUUCAUAUUACCUUGUAUGUUCCAGCCACCGGAUCCAUCUACUGGUCCGAUAGCUAUCCUGGUAAUUUUGUUUAUGUGGUGCUUUUAUUGCAAAUCUUGAACUCGAAGGAUUUCAUCUGCCAGUCCUUCCUGUUUUUGUCCCCAUCAGGUAAUGGAAGGGCAAUACUUUUGUUCCUGCUUUUCGAAUCUGCAAUCUUGGUACUACUAGCCGGACCUGUGCGAUUCUGCUGCAUAUUCUGGAGUAAAAAGAAGCUUCAAGGCGAAAAAAACCUCGGAAGUUUUCUUGAAAAGAGACGCUCUCUCCGACUCAAAAAGAAGACGUUCGACAGGACGAUCACAGAACUCGAGCAAGCCGCGGUCGAAGCAGUGACCAGCGCACAAGUGCUUGAGAAACUGUCGAAUCUGUUACAGAAAAGGCAAUUCAUAGAGAGGAAGCUCUCAACAACAUAUAGUUUGGGCAGAGAUGGCGGCAGCAGCUCGCGGUCGAAAUCUCUUCUUCCAUCAUACGACGGGAAGAAAACAAGGAGUGUAGUCCACACGUUGAGUGAUGCAUCAUCGUCUUCCAGAGAAAGCAGCAGCAGCGGAGGAGGAGGAGAGAGUGAGUGGAGUUGUUACGAAAGCAAGGGGAAGGCAGCUGCAGUGGAAGAAGUGAGUAGUUCAAGUGAUGGCUUAGGGUUUCUGGCAAAGAGAAGUGCAUCAAAGGCAGCUGCAUCAAGCUCUAGAGAAUCUGAACCAAAUAUAAUGAUUGGUAGCAGUGGGAGCUUGUCGUUGAAGAGGAGAAGGGCUUUGUCGUCAACUUAUUAGAAACUAGGUAGGAAUCGAAUUGGAUCAUAAAUGAAGAUUAAAAGAUCGAACAGUUUGGAUUAUGAAAAUUUUACGGUGAAAUAUGUUAUAAGUAAGUAGGGGAAUGAGUUCAUCC
Molecule: messenger RNA, 2128 nt
Organism: Malus domestica (apple)
Lineage: Eukaryota; Viridiplantae; Streptophyta; Magnoliopsida; Rosales; Rosaceae
Source: RefSeq, a predicted model, not a curated record